This is a messenger RNA of Brenthis ino (lesser marbled fritillary), 198 nucleotides long. NCBI's taxonomy places the organism in Eukaryota, Metazoa, Arthropoda, Insecta, Lepidoptera, Nymphalidae. The record is from the annotation of a GenBank genome assembly.
AUGGCGGAGCAUGCACCGGCAACUGGCGGCGGCGAGCCUCAGUACACGCGCACCCACACACCGAGGCAGCGGCCGGCGGCAAUUAUAAUUCUUAAAAAUAAAUGGUACAUUACUGUUAUUGCAAUACACUACGGGGCCGCGUCAAGGUCGCCCUCGCGUCACGCCGACUCAUCUGUUGGAGGAGGGAAGAAUAAUAAG